Molecule: messenger RNA, 4920 nt
Organism: Daphnia magna
Lineage: Eukaryota; Metazoa; Arthropoda; Branchiopoda; Diplostraca; Daphniidae
Gene: DNApol-alpha180
Product: DNA polymerase alpha catalytic subunit
Exons: 26
Coding region: 307-4698 (1463 amino acids)
Biological process (GO): DNA replication; leading strand elongation; mitotic DNA replication initiation
Cellular component (GO): alpha DNA polymerase:primase complex
Molecular function (GO): DNA replication origin binding; chromatin binding; DNA-directed DNA polymerase activity
Source: RefSeq, a predicted model, not a curated record
AAAUUUAAAAAAGAAACAAAUAUUUAAAACAUUUUUAAACUAUGAUUUACUAAUGUUUAUUUGCUCCAGAAUCCAGAGUUAAUGAGUCAUAUUCAUAUUGUUCUGGUUGUUGGAAAAUUGUCUCAUGUAAACGACAACAGUGCUACAGCCUAAGAAAAAAAUUAGGCGCGAAAAGCUAAGACCAAUCCGGCCAUUCGCGAGUGUUACAUAUUCAUUAGUAAUCUUCUGAUUGUGUAAUUUCAAAACCCUUUAGUGAUUUUAGUGAUCAUUUAACGGUUUUACUAAAAGUACUUUCUAGCCUUUGUCAUGGCUGAUGCAAAUGAUCCUGAUCACCAAGAAAAGGAUAUUGGCCGUGCACGAAGAACUAAGCAAGAUCGAGAGGGGAGGUUCGCAGCUCUUCAAAAACUAAAAGAUUUGAAAGGAACUAAAAACAAAGUUACAAUAACUGAAGUGGAUAACGUGUAUGAAGAGGUGGAUGAAAGAGAGUACUCCAAAAGAGUUCAGAGACGGCAGGAAGAUGACUGGAUUAUUGAUGAUGAUGGAAGUGGAUACAUUGAAGAUGGCCGUGAAGUGUUUGAUGAUGAUUUGGGUGAUGACAAUGCUGUGCAAGCCAAAAGUGUAGGAAGGGGUCACAAGAAAAAAGAUUUAUUGAAAUGUGUUCCUGGAAGGAAAAAUAACAUAAAAAAUAUGCUUAUUGGUAUGCCAUCCAAAAACAAAGAGAAAGAUGCAAAAUCAAAAGAUGACGAUAUUCUGGGGGAUAUUAUGCAAGAACUUAAUUCAACUCCUUCGAGUGCACCGCCAAGACAAACUGUUUCUACACUUAAACGGAAAGCCUUAACCCCUGGUUCAACGAUAAAUCGUACUCCAACUUCAAUACCAAGGGCAGGAAACACUCUAGGGGCAUCGAGACUCUUAAAAGCCGAGCCAAAACGUCUACCAUUUGCUGGAGGGGCAUCUAAUAUAGAUGACAUAAUUGAUGACUGCACGUUAAUUGAGGAAUCAAAUUCCCAAUGCCAAGAUUAUUCCUGUAAGAUGGAUAACCAAAUGGAGAUCGAUGAGUUUGAUUCACAGCCAGAAAUCAAAAACUAUGAUUCACAGUCAACCGACGCGACUAUAGCUAAAUUUAAUAUUCCGUGUGAGGAAAAUGUUGAACAACAAGAACUGAAACGCAUUUCGUCCAUUAGCGAAUUUGAUCUGACAUCUGGAUGGGAAACUAUAAAAAACAACGUGGACGUCAAUCAGAGUGUUGCUUUUUUGGAUUUGGGCAGUAACGAGCUUCCUCUGAUUGAAGGCGACGAUGGAGAACAGUAUUUACGAAUGUACUGGUUUGAUGCAUAUGAAGAUCCUUAUGUUCAAUCCGGCACCGUAUACCUUUUUGGAAAAACUUAUAUCGAGUCGGCAAAAACGUACGUCAGUUGCUGUGUGUCAGUGAAGAACAUCGAGAAACAUAUUUAUGUACUGCCACGCGAAACGGUUAUCGACCCGCGGACUGGUCAAGACACUGGAGUUCCGGUAAAUUUUAUGGAUGUAUACGAAGAAUUCAAUACGCGGGUAGCAGAUCGCUAUAAAAUUGCGCAAUUCAAAUCACGACGAGUCCUGAAGAAGUAUGGCUUCGAACCGGCAUCAAUUCCUCGUGAAAGCGAGUAUCUUGAGGUUAAAUAUUCAGCGGAACACAAUUUGCCUACCAAUUUGAAAGGAGCAACAUUCAGCCACAUAUUCGGUGCUAACACUUCUGCGUUGGAAAACUUUUUACUGGAUAAACGAAUUAAAGGACCCUGUUGGCUUAACGUCAAGAACCCUCAAAAGGCAAAUCCACCUGUUAGCUGGUGCAAAGUGGAGGCUGCUGUUCCUCAUAUUGAUCAAAUCGAGCUGGAUGUCAAGAGAGAUGCACCACCUCCUUUGGCUGUAUUGUCGCUCAGUUUGCGCACCGUCGUCAAUAGUCGUAGUCAGCAAGUGGAAAUAGUUGCCAUCAGCUGUCUUGUGCAGAACGAAUUUCACAUUGAUCGUGCUGCUCCUCAACCUGCGUUUCAGCAACAUUUUUGCAUUCUGAGCCGCCCAACCGAAGAACCUUGGCCAUUAGAUCAUCGCGACAGCUUGACUGGAGCGACAGUAACAAAAAUUGAACGAACAGAGAGCGAAAGAGCUUUGCUAAAUUGUUUUUUAGCUAAAAUCAACAAAAUCGACCCAGAUGUUAUUGUUGGUCACGACGUAGCUUCAUAUGACUUAGAUAUUCUUCUUCAUCGUCUCGCCCAGAACAAGGCAGACAAAUGGUCUCGUCUUGGUCGAUUACGUCGUACAAACAUACCUCAGUCCAAGGGAGUGAGCCGGAGUCAUCUUGCCAUGAGUGGGCGUCUUGUCUGUGAUGUGAAGAUUUCAGCCAAGGAACUGAUCCGUGCAAGGAGCUACGAUUUGGAGUCGCUAUGUCAACAGGUUCUAAAUUUAACUGGCAUUCGACCGGAUCUAAGCUCCGAUGCUGUAAAGAAGAUGUACUCUUCUUCAGCCAGUCUAAUUGGAAUGGUAGCCAUUACGAUGCAAGACGCUGCUAACACACUAAGACUAAUGUACGAGUUAAAUGUCUUACCUUUAGCUCUACAGAUUACUUCGAUUGCAGGAAAUUUGUUGUCUCGAACUCUAUUGGGAGGUCGUUCGGAACGCAAUGAGUAUCUUUUGCUUCAUGCAUUCCAUGAAAAAGGUUAUAUUGUGCCGGAUCGACAAGCUUUUAAGAAAUCGACGAAAGCAGAAGAUUCCGAACCUGAAGAUGGUGCCAUUGAAAAAACAAGUCGUAGCAAAAAAGGCCGUCGGAAACCCGCCUAUGCAGGCGGUUUAGUUUUGGAUCCCAAGAGGGGUUUCUACGACAAGUAUGUUCUGCUAAUGGACUUCAAUUCCCUGUAUCCCAGCAUCAUCCAGGAAUUCAAUAUAUGCUUUACCACCGUUGACCGGCAAAUAACUAAAGCAAGCCAGGGUGAAGAAGAAGUUCUUCCUGAUUUACCCGAUUCAGCGUUACCCCCCGGCAUUCUGCCAACUGAAAUUCGAAAGCUGGUGGAUAGUCGUCGAGAGGUGAAAAAGCUCAUCAACGAUAAAUUGUCGAAGGAUCUAUUGCUACAAUACGACAUUAGACAGAAGGCUUUAAAAUUAACAGCCAACAGCAUGUACGGUUGUCUGGGGUUUUCUAAUUCGCGCUUCUACGCAAAGCCUUUGGCUGCACUUAUCACAUCCAAAGGAAGAGAAAUUCUUUUGCAGACUAGAGAUCUCGUCCGCAAAAUGAAUUUGGACGUCAUUUACGGAGACACUGAUUCUUUGAUGAUAGAUUCCAAUUCAGUUGAUUACGACCAAGUCAUGAAAAUUGGUAUUAAGAUAAAGCAAGAAGUCAAUAAAUUGUACAAACACCUUGAACUCGAUAUUGACGGAGUGUUCCAGCGCCUACUUUUACUGAAGAAAAAAAAAUAUGCCGCGGUUACAGUUACGCAAGUAGUGCGUGAUAACAAAAAAGAAAUGAUCACUCAACAAGAGAUCAAAGGCCUCGAUAUUGUUCGACGAGACUGGUCGCAACUUGCUAUUCAGGCUGGAAAGUAUGCUCUUGAACAAAUCUUGGGUGAUUUAUCGGCAGAUGAACGUAUUGCCCGAAUUCAACAAAAACUGGAAGACAUUCGUGACGGCUUCCGAAAUGGAACUAUAGAUCUCUCUUUGUUACAGAUUACAAAACAGCUAACGAAAAACCCCGAAAACUAUCCAGAUGCAAAAAAUCUUUCUCAUGUUCAAGUUGCCAUUAGGACUAACUCUCGAGGUGGUAAGAAACUUGUCCAAGGCGAUACAGUUUCAUUCAUUAUUUGUCAGGACGGAAGUAAUAUGGUGGCAACCCAGAGAGCCUAUUCCAUGGAAGAAAUGAAGAUGCCAGCAAAUGCGCAUCUGAAACCCGACAUUCAAUAUUAUUUAGCUCAACAAGUGCAUCCAGUUGUUGCGCGCUUAUGCGACCUUUUGGAAGGAAUUGAUGCUGUCAGAAUAGCUGAAUUUCUCGGAAUCGAUCCAUCUGGUUAUCGGUCCGCUCAAAACAACAGUAACGAACAUGACACUGGGAGCCCUCCCGUGACUGAUGAAGAACGAUUCCAAUCGUGUGAAAAGUUUUAUUUCCAAUGUUCUGAAAAGACGUGUGGCUUUGAAAUGUCAAUGGAUAAUGUUUUUCGAAAAACGGACGACGGUUACGUCGAGUUUGCGUUAUCCCGCUGUGGGAAUUCGAAUUGCAAAAAAAUACCUUUUACUGCAGAAAAGCAAUUAGUGAAUCGUUUGACCCUAGCGAUUAGGAAACAUAUUCAACUGUAUUAUGCGGGAUGGAUGAUAUGCGAAGAUCAAAGCUGCGCUACAAGAACAAGACGCAUAGCUUUAAAGUCCGUAAGGGCACAUCCCGUUUGUAUAGGAUGCGGAACUAGUAAUAUGGUAGUUGAGUACAACGACUUUGAUCUGUACACCCAGCUGUGCUACUACCAACACAUGUUUGAUGCCUCCAAAGCCAUUAAUCAACUAAAGCCCAACGAAAGAGAUCAAGUAAAAUUGGCGCACAACAAUUCCAUGGAUAAAACGUACAAGGCCCUCUUGAAUAACAUUAACCAAACCCUUCUAGAGAGCGCGUAUUCGCAGGUUAAUUUAGCCGGGCUUUUUUACAGCUUCAAUCGCCCGAAAAGCGAAGCAUCUUCUACAUAUUAACCUUUCAUGAAAUCUAACUUAUACCCAAUAUUUCAGUUGGAUUAAAAGUAUCAAUGUUUUGAUGUAAGGGCAACUUUUUUUUUACAGAAACUCUUCUUACUAUUUGCUACGAUUCGUUUUUAAGAUGAUUUGAUGUACUGUAUUUUCCACUCAACUUACAAAUAUGAAUAUUUUAAUGAAUAAGAUUAUUGCUCUUAGAGAAGAGUCUGUCCACCACCUGAA